Molecule: messenger RNA, 1296 nt
Organism: Schistosoma margrebowiei
Lineage: Eukaryota; Metazoa; Platyhelminthes; Trematoda; Strigeidida; Schistosomatidae
Source: the annotation of a GenBank genome assembly
CAUGGUUUCCUGUGGCGAACAAUCAAAAUGGCAUUGGCGAUAAUAAGUUUGAAACCUCCUCCAAACGUUGAUCCAACGAAGGCCACUUUAGCCUACGGGAGGUUAGCCAUAAAAAGAAUUAAUAGAGAAUUGAAAGAUACGGAUCUAAUAACACGCCAACGCGCUGUUAAAGCCUUAUGUGAUUAUUUGCACGAUCCUGAGCAUAUUGAAGAAGCAAUUAACGAAGGGACUAUUUGUUCGUUGAGCUUUUUGCUAAAAGACCCCGACAUACCUUGUAGGGGAUAUUCAACAGAAUGUUUUGUAAUUAUCUGCCAACACGCAAUAGGUCGAACCGCUGCGUUGAGACAUAAUAUUUUGGAGUCUUUUGAGCCUCUUCUAGAUUUUAACCAACCUGAUGUGAUCAGACUAAAUACGCACAGAGCUAUCGAACUUUUAACUACGAAUUUAACAGGUGUACAGGCAAUCAUUGAAGCAAAAUACAUUGACUUAUUAGUGAGAUGUGUUGAGAAAGAAGUGGAUGAAAUUAAGAUUGUUGUAUUGAACACUUUAUAUCACUGCUUCAGUUUUGAAACCGAAGAAGGAUUAAAUGCCGGUGGGAUACCACUGUUUACUAAACUUCUUACUCAUUCAAACACAGAAAUCAGAACACGUGCCGCUCAAAAUAUUUUGCGUUUAUGUGUAAAUCUAAGAGGUAAACAAGAAGCUUUGGAUAAUGAAACAAUUCCUGCACUAGUUUCUCUAUUAAAUGAUCCAAGUGAAGAUUUGAAAGCAUUUUCUACUGGAGCAUUGGGUUUUAUAUGUACAACAAAUCAUGGUCGUUAUACUACUUUAAAUGCUGGUGCUAUUCCUUUACUUCUUAAUCUGAUUGAUGAUAAAUGUAGUCGAGUAAGAGUUAAUACUUUCAAGGUUCUAACUUGUUUAUCUGAGACACCUGAGGGUCGAAGGAUUCUGUUGGAUCAUUUAAAUAAAAUAUCACCACAUGUAACUGAUAUGAAUGCUGCUGUAGCGAAACAUGCAAAAAUAGCUUUAUCUGUUAUCACUUGGCAACCUUAAUUCUCCUUCCACACCACCCCACCCCACCCCCGAAAAAACUAUAGUUAAUAAGACGCAAUGAAAAAAAACAACAAAAAGACAAACGGAAUGUUUACAUAUACUUUCAUAAUAUUUCGUUUAUCCUAUAGUGAGAUCUCCCUUAUAGGGUAAUACAGUUCUAAUGAGAGUAAAAUACCGCCUAAUAUAUUUCUUCAUUAAUGUAUGCAUCAGAUUAUCUAUAAUAAUAUAAUUCAUUUUAUGUGA